AUGAAUUCUCAUUCAACUUCGCCUUUGCUCAUUGAAAACCAAACUAUCCUGCAAACAGAUAGGGAUCACAUAUUAUUAUUUUUAUUUAACGAAGAACGAACUAAUCCUGAUGACCUGAUACUGAAUGACAAUGAUAUUGAUCUCGAUAAUAUAUUGCCUGCAGUAGAUAUCGAAACACCAACAAUGCCAAAUACUUCACCAGAAAAGUAUCUAGAAGAAUGUUCAUCGGUUAAUAAAAAUGAUGAUAACAUCAAUAAAAAUAAUAAACACGAUGAUAACUUCAACAAUAAUUUGCAAAUGAAUCAAAAUGCAAUCGAUUUGGAGAAUUCCGACGUUAAUGACCCCGAUUAUGUACUAUUGCCAGAUGACGAAGAAGAUGACACUGAAAAAAUACCAACAAAAAAGAGAAGAAAAUUAGCUGAUAGAAACUGUUGGGAUAAGUACGUGAAUCAGAAAAGUGGAAUGCACGGAAAGGAAUACAUAGGAUAUACUAGGAAAAAUGGAGUAGUGAAACAUGAUUCGAAAAGAAACCAAAGACAAAUGGGCCUCAGAUGUGAAUCUACGUUUUGCAAGAGAGCAUCAAACAGACACUGUGAUGUAUUCACAGAUGACAUAAGACAACUCAUUCUUGAAAAGUUUUGGGCUAUGGAUUGGGAGCAGAAGAGAUUGUAUAUUGUUCAUAUGACUAAUUAUUCAGAAAAAAAAUAG
This is a messenger RNA of Phaedon cochleariae (mustard beetle), 708 nucleotides long. The record is from the annotation of a GenBank genome assembly. Lineage: Eukaryota; Metazoa; Arthropoda; Insecta; Coleoptera; Chrysomelidae.